GUGCACAAAACAGUGAUGGACACCUCGAGGAUUGAAGGCCGUGCAUGAGACUGAUGGCACCCCAGGAUGAAAAGAGUCCAACUCACCACAUCGAAGAGAAAAAGGUGGUGAAAGUGGAGCGGAGCAAAGCAGAGAAGAGUCCUUCCUCGCUUCCUCGCCACGCUCUCGCGUCUCCUCGCUUGGAACAGGAAGCGUCACGCCUCCAUGUAUGGGCAAAGCCCCGCCCCCUUCUGCACCGUCAUCGCGUGACGUCUCCUCUCCCGUGGGUUUAGAGUUUUGGCUCCCGGGAAAGAGUGCAGUCCUCGGGGAAAGAGGGCUUAGUUUUGCAUGUUCCCAUCCAGCGUGCGCGACGAGAACAGGGGCCCCCUUCUCCACCUCUCCUCUCCUCUUGCGUGUACGUGGAACACCUUCCACUGGUGAGCAGCCUUCCGUGCGUGUUUGUCUUGUGUGCCGGAGCAGAAGAAGAAGAAGAAGAAGCAGCAGCACCUUUUUACAGGAGUGUUCUAUUUUUUUCCCAACAAGUCCUGAAGGUUUUGGACGGCGGUUCUUCGGGGAUGUGUCCACUUUGAGAGCAGCACCGCAGCACCAAUAAGUCCUUUUUCUUCCCCUCACAUAAAGCAGAAAAAAUAGCGAACAAUUGAGUUUGUGCGCGUGUGGAUAUCCGUCUUAACUUAAGUAGAGCACUUUGAGAAUUGCUCACAUCGGACGGAGCCGAAGAGGGAGACCAGACCUGUGGACUUGUGCCGCCAGACACUCGCCCCUUCUCGCCCUGAAGGAUACCAGCGCGCCCGGUGUGGUGGACCCUUUCCUGUACCCCCCACCUCCGCUCUUCUUCACGCAGGAGGCUCCCGCACAUUUGUCCUCAAUGUUUGGGAUUCAGGAGACGAUACCGCGGGGCGGGACCACCAUGAAGGAGGAACCGCUCGGUGGGCUCAACUCGGUCCGCUCGUGGAUGCACACGGCCGGGGUGGUGGACGCCAACACGGCCGCCCAAAGCGGAGUCGGCCUGGCCCGGGCACACUACGAGAAGCAGCCCCCUUCCAACCUCAGAAAGUCCAAUUUUUUCCACUUUGUGCUCGCCCUCUAUGACAGACAGGGCCAGCCGGUGGAGAUCGAGAGGACUGCUUUUGUCGACUUUGUGGAGAAAGAAAAAGAGCCAACCAGUGAAAAAACGAACAAUGGGAUACAUUACAAACUACAGUUAUUGUACAGCAACGGCGUCAGAACAGAACAGGAUCUUUACAUUCGGUUAAUCGAUUCCAUGACAAAGCAGGCCAUAGUUUAUGAGGGCCAAGACAAGAAUCCAGAAAUGUGCAGAGUUCUUCUCACUCAUGAAAUCAUGUGCAGCCGAUGCUGCGACAAGAAAAGCUGCGGCAACAGGAACGAGACCCCGUCAGACCCGGUGAUCAUCGACAGAUUCUUCCUAAAGUUCUUCCUCAAGUGCAACCAGAACUGUCUGAAGAAUGCAGGGAACCCACGAGACAUGCGCAGAUUCCAGGUUGUCGUAUCGACGACCGUCAAUGUGGACGGCCACGUGCUGGCCGUCUCUGACAACAUGUUCGUACACAACAAUUCCAAGCAUGGGCGAAGGGCUCGCAGACUCGACCCUUCAGAAGCAGCCACCCCGUGCAUCAAGGCUAUCAGCCCCAGCGAGGGAUGGACCACCGGAGGAGCCACUGUCAUCAUCAUAGGGGACAACUUCUUUGACGGCCUACAAGUGGUGUUCGGCACCAUGCUCGUCUGGAGCGAGCUGAUAACUCCCCACGCUAUCCGCGUCCAGACUCCACCUCGGCACAUCCCCGGCGUUGUGGAAGUCACGCUGUCCUACAAGUCCAAGCAGUUCUGCAAAGGUGCCCCCGGGAGAUUCGUCUACACUGCCCUGAACGAGCCCACCAUCGACUACGGCUUCCAGAGGCUGCAGAAGGUCAUCCCCAGACACCCCGGCGACCCCGAAAGGUUACCAAAGGAGGUGCUACUGAAGAGGGCGGCUGACCUCGUGGAGGCCCUGUACGGGAUGCCCCACAACAAUCAGGAGAUCAUUCUGAAGAGGGCAGCUGACAUCGCCGAGGCCUUGUACAGCGUUCCCCGCAACCACAACCAGAUCCCCUCCCUCGCCAACACAGCCUCCCACGGCAUGAUGGGAGUCAACUCCUUCAGCAGCCAGCUAGCAGUCAACGUGUCCGAGUCACAAGGGAACGACCAAGUGGGCUACAGCCGGAACACCAGCAGCGUGUCCCCCCGGGGGUACAUCUCCAGCAGCACCCCGCAACAGUCCAGCUACAACACCGUCAGCAACAGCAUGAACGGCUACGGCAACGCCGGCAUGAACCUGGGGGUGCCGAGCUCCCCGGGGUUCCUCAACGGAUCCUCUGCCAACUCCCCGUAUGGAAUUAAACAAAAGAGCGCCUUCGCCCCCGUGGUCCGACCCCAGGCCUCCCCACCCCCCUCCUGCACCAGCGCCAACGGCAACGGACUGCAAGGUGAGCCCCCCUCACCCCCUCAUCCUUUCCCUACGGACUACUGGUCAGAUACCGCUGCUCAGGCCUCUGUCCGGUUUGCCAUGUCCGGCCUCGUCGUCCCGCCAAUGUAAAAAUGCACUUUUUGAGCACCAGUCUACCACUUUCACGGGACAAGCCCCCGCCCCCUCGCUCCCCGCCCCCACCCCAGCACAGGGCGGGUGUAUCAUGUAUAGACGACUGCUUGUUCUUUUUAAAGAUGGAGGUCAAAUUAAAAAAAGGUCAAAAUGACGCCGAAGGCUCACCAGGAAAGAUUUGUUUUUUUUUUCUCUCUGGAACUUUUUUUGUUUUUGUGUGUAUGUUUUUUUUUUUUUGUCCCUGCCUCCCCCCUGCUCCACUGCACCACCCUUGAUGAGGACACCGGACGACGAAGGGUUUAUUUUGCAUCCCUGUUGGCGGGCGCGUUGCAUCCGCGAAGGGACUGAGCGUUGUACAAAACACUGAUGUACAGAACAUCUUCCUCUCCUCUCCUCCUCUCCUCUCCUCCUCUCCUCUCCUCUCCUCUCCUCCUCUCUCCUCUCCUCCUCUCCUCUCCUCUCCUCUCCUCCUCUCUCCUCUCCUCCUCUCGGAACGGAUCCGCACACGCAGCAGCCGUGCGUCUUUUCAACGUGACUUUUUUUUCUAUUUUCAACGUGUGCGGGGAAGGAGAAACACGGGGGGGGCAAGACAGUUUCAACUGGAAAUGAUCAGAGAUAUAUAAUGGAGGGGACUUGAGCUUAAAUGGGGUGGGGUGGGGUGGGGUGGGGCGGGGUGGGGGUGUAUCAUGUUUCAUUCCUGCAUUUUAACUUAAAUUUUGUAAUUUAUUGUAGCUAGGAAAAUCAUCUUGAAGGUAAAAAAAAAAAAAAAAAACAAAACACAAAACUUCUCUCGGACUGAACAAGCACACUGAUGUGUAGCCCCCCCACGGCCGUGUUGAUGAAUAUGAUGUACUUCCAUGUCUAGAGCUUCCUUUUAUUACGCGAGUGUUUGCCAUGUUUUGCAGCUCUUUUGCUAGCACUGUAUAUGAAUGCAUUCCUAGCUACUGUGAAGUCUGUUUCUUGUUGGUGAGGAGCAGCCCCCCCUCCUUCUAUAGCAGCUCCAACCCCCUUACGUGUUUUAUAUGUGCUUUCAACAAACAAAACAACAAAAAAAAGAAUUGUAGACUAUUGUGAUAUUGCCAAACUUGUGCUAAAUAUUUAUACAUCUGUCUUUUUCAUGUUCUUUUAGAUCAACUCAAAGAAAAUGUUGAAAAAAACAAAAAAAGAAGCAAGAACCCAUUGAGAACGUCGGCGUGCAGUACUUCCAUCGUCACGUUUCUGUUCCAACACACACUUGCGCUCACUGAGGGAAAUUUUGUAACAUAUCAACUAUAAAUAAUGUAUUUAUCUGGGAAAUUUUGUAUAUUGCUUUUCAUGAUGUAUGUAUUGAUCGUCAUGGCCUUCAUAUCGUCAUGCAGCACACAUCCUGCAGCCUUCCUUUCCUCUUCUUUUCCUCGUGCAUCUACGUCACGUGCAUCUACGUCACGUGCAUCUACGUCACGUGUCUCCUCGACACACUCCUGUUACUCGUCCAACUUUUCUUUCCUUCUUUUUCUUUUACAUGACUUUUUUUUUAAAGGGGAAGUCAAACUUCAUUGUUUAUUUUUAUAUUGAUUUUAAAUUAUCUAUACAGACCAUUUUGGAGAAAACUUUGUUGGUUGUAUUGUCAAAUAAAUUGUUUGUGACCCAUAUGAUAGUUGUUAAGAUCCAAUAGAGACUAAUGUGCAUGAGGGACAACCUUGGAGAUAUUUACAAAAAAACAAGAAACCCCCAAAUCAACAGUCCAUCUGUGCUUGUAUGAUUAUGAUUAUUAUGAUUAUUGUUUUGUAGAAUGUAAAGAAGGUUUUUACUCGCCACUCCUGACUCCUAUGCCACAUAGCUUCCACGUGUUUGCAGGGGAGAACAAUUAAAAACAUUUGGAAUGGAAA
This is a messenger RNA of Dunckerocampus dactyliophorus (ringed pipefish), 4461 nucleotides long. RefSeq names its product transcription factor COE3. Gene Ontology annotation, molecular function: DNA-binding transcription factor activity, RNA polymerase II-specific; RNA polymerase II cis-regulatory region sequence-specific DNA binding. NCBI's taxonomy places the organism in Eukaryota, Metazoa, Chordata, Actinopteri, Syngnathiformes, Syngnathidae. Gene Ontology annotation, biological process: regulation of transcription by RNA polymerase II. The record is from RefSeq and is a predicted model, not a curated record. The transcript has 17 exons. The coding region runs from base 866 to 2590 and encodes 574 amino acids.